UGCAGUGUGGGACCGAGAAAAUCCCAGAGCAGGUAAUCCGUCUUCCCGCCGGCCGGAUUAUCAGAUGCCGUCGCUACUCUCCCACCGGCCCCCACCCGCCGCCGCCCACCUCCGCGCCGCUGCGCCCGCCUGGACGCAGCCGCUUCACGCGCGCCGGCGGGCCGGUCCUCCCCAAGCCUCCGCCUCCGCCUCCGCCUCAGCCGAGUUCCCGGGAUCCGUUCCAGGCGGUGCCCAGAUGCCGCCCCUCCGGCGCCGGCGCCGGAGCGUGGCCGGCAUCGACCAGGACGAGCUCCUCGACCCGGAGGCCCUCGCCGACCCGGACAGCAGCUUCUACGAGAUCAACGGCGUCAGGCUCCACCACAAGGUGUGCAGCCACGAGGAUGAGGACUCACCAAGCGACCAAUCCUCGGACGCCACUGUCUCAGCUCCUGGCCAGAGUCGGAUCAGCCUUCCCAUACUUCUGCUUCACGGCUUCGGCGCCUCGGUGUUCUCCUGGAGCCGUGUCAUGCGGCCACUGGCCCGCAUUGCCGGUGCCAAGGUCCUUGCAUUCGACCGGCCAGCGUUUGGGCUGACGUCCCGGGCAAGCUGGUCCGGUGAUGACAGCAAGCCUCUCAACCCGUACUCCAUGGCUUUCUCGGUCAUGGCCACAUUGGCAUUCAUCGACUACCUUGGCGCCGAGAAGGCUGUCCUUGUCGGGCACUCAGCUGGCUGCCUUGUAGCAGUGGAUGCAUACUUUGAGGCACCGGAACGGGUCGCUGCUCUUGUGCUAGUUGCACCAGCAAUAUUUGCACCGAGGAAGGGAGUGAAAGAUAGCGGUACAGGGGAACAGGAAGGGCAAAAGCAGAGUGUUCCCAAUGAUGAAAAUUCACCUCUCAAUCUCUUUGCUAGUAUUUGGGGUGGAUUUUUGGCGCUAUGCAAGCACAUUGCAGGACUUGUUUCCAAGAUGAUAAUGGCAAUAGGAGGCGUAGUUCAAGCUUUGUAUGUUAAAGCUCUUGUUGCUUUUCUUCGAUCAUCAUUGGGUGCGAUGCUGAUAAGAUGGGUCAUGGAUAAAUUUGGAAUACUAGGCGUCCGUAAUGCAUGGUAUGACGCAAGCAAAGUAACUGAUCAUGUCAUACAAGGGUACACAAAGCCGCUAAAAUCCAGGGGUUGGGAGACUGCUCUUCUGGAGCACACCAUAUCCAUGAUCAUAGAUUCUGCAUCAGCGACUAGAGUACCAGUUUCUAAGAGGCUUUCUGAGAUCUCAUGCCCAGUGCUAGUGGUGACUGGUGAUACUGACCGCAUUGUUCCUGCUUGGAACGCUGAGCGUGUAGCACAUGCUAUACCUAGGGCAAGCUUUGAGGUGAUCAAGAGUUGUGGGCACUUGCCCCAGGAGGAAAGACCUGAAGAAUUCCUGUCAGUCGUUGGAAGGUUUCUACGGACAGUGUUCCGAACUCCAAAUGAGCAGGUGUUCCAAGCAGCAGUAUGACACUAUGUUGAUUCAUACAUGCAACACACAGAUUUGCGGAUUGGAGAUACGAAGAGAAAUACUGUAAAGCAAAAGAACUACUGAAGAUGGGUCGGCUGUAAUUGUGGGAAAUUUAGGGGUUCAAUUGGAAUUUAUUGCAUCGUAAGGUUUGUUAGAAUAACUGAUUUGUAUAAGUAUCAACCUCCCAUAAAUCUUGUAUAUACACUUAGAAAUGUGAAUUGUAUCUACCUUGAUUAAGCAAUCUUUUUUGGUUCAUCCUUCUACCAUUAUUGGUAGAAGCAGCACA
Panicum virgatum (switchgrass) is the source of this 1751-nucleotide messenger RNA. Its product is annotated as 2-hydroxy-6-oxononadienedioate/2-hydroxy-6-oxononatrienedioate hydrolase-like. The transcript is spliced from 6 exons. Lineage: Eukaryota; Viridiplantae; Streptophyta; Magnoliopsida; Poales; Poaceae. The coding region runs from base 65 to 1465 and encodes 466 amino acids. The record is from RefSeq and is a predicted model, not a curated record. Gene Ontology annotation, molecular function: catalytic activity. Gene Ontology annotation, cellular component: chloroplast envelope.